CAGAGGUUCCGGCGGCGCCCGCCAUAGCCGGUCAUUGUUGCCGCCGACGCCGCCAUUGGCGCCGCGGGGCUGCCCUGAAGGGGGCGGGGGACGGAACCAGCUCUGACAAGAGGAAAAAGCAUCCAUAGGGCGAUUCCCAGCUAUCCCAAAAAACCAUGGAAAACCCAAAUUAUCCCAACACUUAUUCCCCCUCAAUUUCCCCAUGAUUUCCCCCACUUUUAAAGCCUCAAAUCCCAUUUUUAGCAGGGAUUUUUUUGGGAUUAUUUUUUCCAAAUUCCUUGGCUCAGCCAGGAAUUUUUUGCAGCCUGCAUGGACAGAGCAACCUUUGCCUGUUCCACCGCUUUUUUCCGGGAUUUUGGGAAUUCUUCUCCGGGUGCUCUUCCCGGGGGCCACGUGGAUUUUAUUGACAAAGCCGAUUCUUUCACUUAUUCCGAUUUUUUCCGGGAUUAUCUCAUUCCCAACCAUCCCUGCAUUUUCUCGGCCAAGUUCACCGAGGAUUGGGGCAGCAGGAAAAAUUGGGUGACGUGGGAUGGGAAACCCAACUUUGAGCAUCUCCUGCAGAAGUUUGGAGAAGCCAUGGUGCCCGUUGCCAACUGCGAUGUCAAGGAAUACAAUUCCAACCCCAAGGAGCAGCUGCCCUUCAAGGAAUACGUGGAAUAUUGGCGGGAAUACAUCAGGAACGGCUACAGCUCCUCCCGGGGCUGCCUCUACCUCAAGGACUGGCACCUGAGCAGAGCUUUUCCAGAGCAGGAUGUUUACACCACUCCCGUGUAUUUUUCCUCGGAUUGGCUCAACGAAUAUUGGGAUGCCGUGGCCGUGGAUGAUUUUAGGUUCGUCUACAUGGGACCCAAGGGAUCCUGGACGCCGUUCCACGCCGACGUCUUCCGCUCCUACAGCUGGUCAGCCAACAUCUGUGGCAGGAAGAAAUGGCUCCUGUAUCCCGCGGGACAGGAGGAAUUCCUGAAGGAUCGCCACGGGAAUCUCCCCUUCGACGUGACGGCUCCGGAUCUUCGGGAUAAGAGGAUUUAUCCGCGCUACAGCCAGAGCCAGCCCCCUCUGGAAAUUCUCCAGGAAGCCGGAGAGAUCGUCUUCAUUCCCAGUGGAUGGCACCACCAGGUUUAUAACCUGGAAGACACCAUCUCCAUCAACCACAACUGGGUCAACGGCUGCAACGUGGCCGUCAUGUGGUGCUUCCUGCAGGAUGAGCUGGCGGCCGUCCAGAGGGAAAUCAGCCAAUGGAAAGAUCCCAUGGACGACUGGCACCUCCAGUGCCAGCUGAUCAUGAAAUCCUGCACGGGCAUCGACUACAAGGAAUUCUACAACUUCCUCAAAGUCAUCGCGGAAAACCGGAUUUCCAUCCUGGAGAAGGGCCUGGAUGAGGAAUCCUCAUCCCAGAACAAUUCCAAAGCCGCCAUCUCCACCUUGGGAAUGCUGCACGCCGUGUUCGACCUGAAGAGGACGGUGAAGGUGCUGAGCUCGUUAAGCGCUAACGAGGAUUUCCGGAAGCUGGAUCUGACUUCCCUGUCUCCUCCUCCGGAGGCUCUGCUCCAGCACCUGGAAUCGGCCAUAGACACGGCCCUGCUCUGAAUUCCCACUUUUCCACGAUUUUUUCCAGAGAGUUUGGAGGAAAUGGACUUGGACAAGAGCUUUACUCCAGCGGGAGAUGGGAGAAUGAAAGGAGGGAGAAUAUUCCCAAAGUUCUGAGUGGUUUGGAGGAAUUCGGGGAAAAAACCAUCCCAGCCAAAGGAAAAUCCCAACCUUCCUUUAGGAUUGUGAGCAUCACUCAGGGAAAAAAUUCCCUAUGGAUCAUCUGGCGUUGGAAUGAUGCAAAUUCCCUGUGCUUAAGCUCAGCGUUGUUAAAACCUCUCCUACUUCCAGAUGCAGCUCAGCUUUUCCAUCCUUUUUUAGGGAAUUCCAGCUGGUGAGUUUCAUGGAAGCCUGAGCUGGAGCCAGCACCUGGAAUCGGCCAUAGACACGGCCCUGCUCGGAAUUCCCGCUUUUCCAAGAUUUUUUUCAGAGGGUUUGGAGGAAAUGGACUUGGACAAGAGCUUUACUCCAGCAGGAGGAGGGACAGCAUUCCCAAAGUUCCGAGUGGUUUGGAGGAAUUGGGGGAAAAAAACCAUCCCAGCCAAUCCCAAACUUCCUUUAGGAUUGUGAGCAUCACUCAGGGAAAAAAUUCCCUAUGGAUCAUCUGGCGUUGGAAUGAUGCAAAUUCCCUGUGCUUAAGCUCAGCGUUGUUAAAACCUCUCCUACUUCCAGGUGCAGCUCAGCUUUUCCAUCCUUUUUUAGGGAAUUCCAGCUGGUGAAUUCCAUGGAAGCCUGAGCUGGAGCCUGGGUUUGGGAAUGUUGAUUCCGUGUCUUCCAAAGUGGGAUUUCCAAAGCCGAGAUGUUCAGGAUUAAAUUUAAUUCAGCUCGGAGCAAAACCUGCCUUGACUCAUCCCAAUAAAAAGCAGGAAUGGGAAUGUGCUCCCAAAAUUCCGCGCUCUAUCCCAAGGCCCAGAAUUCCCUCCAGAAAAGAUCAGGAAAGUUCUGAGUGAUUUGGAGGAAUUAGAGGAAAAAAAAAAACCAUCCCAGCUAAAGGAAAAUCCCAUUUUUUUUAGGAUUCUGAGCAGGCACUCAGGGAAAAAAUUCCUUGUGGAAUUUUUUGUGGAUCCAGCACCUCCCGCACUCUUCCACAGCACAAUUCCCACCCAGAAUAUUCCCAGUGGAACAUCCCCCUCCUGCUUUUCCUUGGAAAAAUCAAAAACCUGGAAGCACAAAUGGCUGCACACUGUUACCUUCAGGCCUCGCUUGAAUUCUUCCCGAAACCAAAACCGAGAAAAACUUGGAAUUUCGGGAAGUUUUAGGAAGUCAAACUGAAAAUCUGCCUCGUUUUCCUUGAAUUCCUUGGAAUUUUUACCCCCCCCCUGCACUUUGCAUGUUCUUUUCCAGUAGGAAUUUUGCAUUUUUUUCUUCAUUCCCAAAAAUAUCAAGGAGCCGUUUUUCCGUAAUUUAGGAAAUUCCCGGAUUCUUGAAGACGACAAAGAUUGGAAUAAGGAGCAUGCAGAGCCUGGAAUCUUCAAAAUUCCAAGAGAUUUAUUUAAAUAAAAAUUCCUGGCAAACUUCCAGUGAGA
This is a messenger RNA of Vidua macroura (Pin-tailed whydah), 3113 nucleotides long. It is a transcript of the gene JMJD4, whose product is annotated as jumonji domain containing 4. Bases 310 to 1587 code for a protein of 425 amino acids. Gene Ontology annotation, biological process: protein hydroxylation; positive regulation of translational termination; negative regulation of gene expression. The record is from RefSeq and is a predicted model, not a curated record. Gene Ontology annotation, molecular function: sequence-specific DNA binding; histone H4R3 demethylase activity. NCBI's taxonomy places the organism in Eukaryota, Metazoa, Chordata, Aves, Passeriformes, Viduidae. Gene Ontology annotation, cellular component: cytoplasm; nucleus. The transcript has 7 exons.